AUGGCGGCGGCUGAGGAGGGGAAAGCGGAGGGGAAGAUGGCGGCGGCUGCGGAGGGGAUGGCGGCGGCUGCGGAGGGGAAAGCGGAGGGGCCCUCCUAUCCUGACCGCUCGACCCCCCCGAUCCUUGAGGUCGCCCUCGGCAAGGAUUUCGUCGACAUUCCCUCCAACGCCGACGAGAGCCCCGCCUGGCUGCUACUCGUCGGCGUCAUGAGCGGCGGCCUACGCUUCCACCGUUUUGGCGUGGCGAGAUCUGGGCGGAUCUCCGGUCGGAGCGACGACACGCUCCAGAUCUUCCACGACCUGAAGAAGCGACAGGGUUGCAGCCGGAGCGCCCGCGCAGCCAUGGCAUCUGACGGCCGCUCGCUCUGCCUCUUGCAGCGGGUCGAGAAGGCGCAAACCGAGGCCCUUCAGCUUCAGCUGCCGGCCGAGGAGGAGCUGCCGGCCGAAGUACUGCUUCCCCCGUUGGAUCCAAGCAUGCGUGGCCGGUGCGUGCCCAUCUCCGCCGACGGCCACAUAUGGGCGGUGUCCGCUAGCUACUGUUCUGCCACCAGCUUCCGUCUCGUCCUGCAACGCCUGGUCAUCCAAGAGGAAGAGGGCGUGGCGGGACAACAUUGGGAGCAGGUCGGCGGCCCCUUCAUCCAACAUUGCAAAGUCGAGCUCUCCCACCCCAUGUGGAGUCCUGACUUGCUCCAGGGCUACGCAGUACUCCCUGGCCAGGGCCCUGACGGGGGCACGCUCAUCCUGCUCUCCCUCGGAAACCGCCUUUUCUUCACCUUCAAUUGCUCCGCCCCUAAUUCAGGCUGGACCAAGGUAACCCACACCUCAGAGGACAAGUAUUACGUCCCUAUCCUUGGCCGUGGGGUGUAUGCACAAGAAAGCAAUGCUGUUUACAUGGUUCGCAAAAAUGUCAUCUACGCAUACAAGCUCAAGGUCGGGCAUGAAGAGACAACUCUGAAGCUGGAUCCCCCUGUGGAGAUUUGCUUUCCUUCUGUUACAAGAAACACGGCGCAUAGCUUCCUCACCCAUCUCGGCCGCGGGGUCAUGUGCUGUGUCUGGAUCUGUGUGGGGCUCUCAUGCUGGCGUGACCACCUACACGCCAUUAUCACCACCUUCCACCUUGGUCCUGAGCCUUCGGAUCUCAAGCUCCUGCACUCCACCUCCCGCCAGGUUGACAUGUUGUUGCCUAUGAAACACCUUGAUGAAUUUGAAUUCUGCUUUCUCCAAGAGUAUAAGGAUGACAAGGCGCUGCCGCCUCAAGCCCAUGAAGAGGGAGUACUGCUUCAUGAUCGUUGCAGGCAUCAUUUCCCAGGAGGUCCUCCUUCUCCCUAUGUGAAGCCACAUAUGGACAAACAUCUAUUGUUUAUUAUCUGCCAAGCUGGUUCGCAAUCAUUUAUCUAUAAAACCAGUCUCAUGGAUCUGAUUCCAAGGUUAGGAAUAGCUCCUCCUCUCAAACCGCAUUACAUUGUACAUGGAGAUGAUGAUGGUCAGAGGCACUUUUUUCUCACUAGCUCAGAACUAUGUGCCGUCUCAUUCCUGAAAGAUGGCAUGCAUGUGCUUAACCUCGACACCAGACGUCAGGAUUUCGAUCACCUUGCACGGCGGCCUGUUUCUCCAUUUGAUCCUUUUGUAAUGGUUAUCCAAGUUGGUCGCGCGACUCUUGCUCUUACUGAAACUCUCCACGUUUAUCGUCAGUCCCACCUUAUUCGCCCUACUGGAUCGACCUCAUGGGUACGCUGCGUCGCAGAUCGGUCUCACCUUCUUGACAGGAAGGUUAAGCUGUCCGGAUAUGUAGUAGUGGGUGAUGAUUCCUUUAUAGUCUGUGAUACUGUCACAUGUUCUUGUCUUCGGUUUGACCUGAAUGCCAAGCAGUGGCAUGUUGUCAUGCCUUGGGCUCCUUUGGGAGAAUGCCUGCCAAGGGAUAUGUCCAGAUACUCCUUCCUAAAUGGCAGAUGUGUAUUUGUUGAUGGUUUUAUCUACACAUGCUCACGAAAUGGGCUUGCUGCUUAUGAACUACUCUCUGAAAAUCAUUGUGUGUACCUCAAGGACCCAAUCUUUUUCCCAUUCUCAUGGAAGAGUGAAGAUUGGCAGAGUGAAAGAAUGUGUUUGGAUUAUGCUGGAAAAGACGUCAGCUCAGGUGCCAUCUUGUUUUGGGUGGUGCAAGGUUUGCAAAUUAAAUCUCGCCCCCUCAAGAAUCAGCUAUGGAUCACUGCCGUCCAGGUUAAGACUGAGAAAACAUCCAGCAAGAGCAUGAAACCGGUGGGAAUUAAGCAUGUGGUCUCUGCCACACGUCUGAUUGAUCAAGAGAAAACAAUUGAUCAGAAGGAAGUAAUCAGUACCAGAUGUUGUGCUGUCUCUUUCUGA
Triticum turgidum subsp. durum (durum wheat) is the source of this 2361-nucleotide messenger RNA. NCBI's taxonomy places the organism in Eukaryota, Viridiplantae, Streptophyta, Magnoliopsida, Poales, Poaceae. The record is from the annotation of a GenBank genome assembly.